Molecule: messenger RNA, 1524 nt
Organism: Drosophila erecta
Lineage: Eukaryota; Metazoa; Arthropoda; Insecta; Diptera; Drosophilidae
Gene: Or43b
Product: odorant receptor 43b
Exons: 3
Coding region: 174-1385 (403 amino acids)
Biological process (GO): sensory perception of smell; detection of chemical stimulus involved in sensory perception of smell
Cellular component (GO): plasma membrane
Molecular function (GO): odorant binding; olfactory receptor activity
Source: RefSeq, a predicted model, not a curated record
AUCGCUUAAUAAUUUGAUAUGUUUUGACAUAUGUAAAAUACCUUGCAACAAAAAGAGGAACGCCUACUAAAUUGGCAACCGGUAAUUAAUAACUAUAAAUCGCGGACUAUAAAAGCAUUCCGAAUUCCUCCUCUCGACAGUUACUUCAUAGCCUUAACCAUUUAAUAUCAUAGAUGUUCCGACACUUUAAGCUUAUCUAUCCGGUUCCUUUAUCGGAGCCUAUGAGAUCUAGGGACUCGAAUGCAUUUCUAAAGGAGACACUGCGAAAUUCUGGCCUAGAUGUGGACAACGACUUCGGUAUAGGCCGCAAGAUUAUCAGGUUUUUUUCUUUCACCUACAAUAUGGUGAUACUUCCCAUAAGUUAUCCCAUAAACUACGUGAUCUAUCGUUCGGAGUUCCCGCCGGAGCUGCUGCUACAAUCCCUGCAAUUGUGCCUCAACGCAUGGUGCUUUGCUCUGAAGUUCUUCGCUUUGAUAGUCUACAUGAACCGUUUGGAACUGGCCAAUAAGCACUUAGACGAAUUGGAUGAGUACUGCGUGAAGCCGGCGGAGAAGCGCAAGGUACGCGAAAUGGUGGCCGCCGUUAGCAGGCUGUACCUGAUCUUCGUCGCGGUCUACGGCUUCUACGCCACCUCCUCGCUUGUGGACGGACUUUUGCACAACCGUGUUCCCUACAAUACGUACUAUCCGUUCGUAAACUGGCGAGUUGAUCGGGCCCAGCUGUACAUCCAGAGUUUUCUGGAAUAUAUCACCGUGGGUUGGGCCAUAUAUGGGUCCUCAGCCACCGAUUCAUACCCUGUGAUUUACGUGGCAGCCCUGCGUACUCAUAUUCUGUUGCUCAAGGAUCGUAUCAUUUACUUGGGAGAUCCCAGCAACGAGGGUAGCACCGACCCGAGCUACAUGCUUAAAACGUUGGUGGAUUGUAUCAAGGCUCACAGAACCAUGCUAAAUUUUUGUGAUGCCAUUCAACCCAUCAUCUCUGUCACGAUAUUUGCUCAAUUCAUCAUUUGCGGAUCGAUUCUGGGGGUCACUAUGAUCAACAUGGUGUGGUUCGCUGAUCAAUCGACCCGAUUUGGCAUAGUAACCUACGUUAUGGCCGUGCUUCUGCAGACGUUUCCGCUUUGCUUUUACUGCAACGCCAUCGUGGAUGACUGCAACGAGGUGGCCGACGCUCUUUUCCAUUCCGCCUGGUGGGUGCAGAACAAGCGGUACCAUCGGACCCUCAUUCAGUUCCUGCAGAAACUGCAGCAACCCAUGACCUUCACAGCCAUGAACAUAUUCAAAAUAAAUCUGGCCACUAACAUAAAUGUAGCCAAGUUUGCCUUCACCGUCUACGCCAUUGCGAGCAGUAUGAACCUGAACCAAAAGUUAAGCAUUCAGCAGUAGAAAAGAAUACUCAAUAAAAAUGACCGCACCAAAGGUAAACGUACAUAGUUUUGUGAACUAAACACUUUUUUGCUUCGUAGAAUUAUAAUAAUCGUAUAUGCAUACAGCGAAUUAUGAAUAAACGUAAGCUAGUUAAAAC